Molecule: messenger RNA, 300 nt
Organism: Sodiomyces alkalinus F11
Lineage: Eukaryota; Fungi; Ascomycota; Sordariomycetes; Glomerellales; Plectosphaerellaceae
Exons: 3
Coding region: 1-300 (99 amino acids)
Source: RefSeq, a predicted model, not a curated record
AUGUCAGGCCACCUGGCUCGCUUGGGGUCGGUCGUACUCUGUUGUGAUCGAGAACGGUGUUGCAACGGCCAGAUUGGAGAGAGCUUGGAAUGGGCUCCUGGCCUGUUCGAAUGGUCAAUAUCGUCAAGUGUCGGCCAUGGAGGCCUCCACCCAGAGUGCAAGGAGGCCGGGGAACGCUACUUGGACCGUUCUAUAGAUAAUCAUGGGAACGAGUUGGCCAAUGAAGGCCCAGUUCGUCUGUUCGCCCGUUCGGUCCGGCCCGGCCGUGUUCUCAUGUUAACCUGUCCUGACGGAAGUUGA